UCCGGGAAGGAGGACGGAGAAGGACCUGCGCGCGGCGGUUCCUGCGGCCGCGAGGGAGGCCAUGGCCGCGGGGGCCUGGGGGCUGCGGCUCUGUCGGGCCGCCCCCGGUGGCGGGCCCGGCUGGAGAUUUAUAGCAACAUCGCCAGCUUCUCAGCUGUCACCGACCGAACUGAUAGAAAUGCGGAAUGAUGUCUUUAAUAAAGAGAAAAACAGGCAGUUAUCAUUAACGCCCCGCACGGAGAAGAUCGAAGUUAAACACGUUGGGAAAACUGACCCCGGCACUGUCUUUGUGAUGAAUAAAAACGUUUCAACUCCCUAUAGUUGUGCCAUGCAUUUGAGUGAGUGGUACUGCAGGAAGUCCAUUCUGGCUCUCGUGGACGGGCAGCCUUGGGACAUGUAUAAGCCUUUGACCAAGUCCUGUGAGAUUCAGUUCCUUACCUUCAAAGAUCGUGAUCCAGGAGAAGUGAAUAAGGCUUAUUGGCGUUCUUGUGCCAUGAUGAUGGGCUGUGUGAUAGAGAGGGCAUUCAAAGAUGAAUAUGUGGUCAGUUUGGUCAGAGCUCCACAAGUUCCUGUAAUAGCUGGAGCCUUCUGCUAUGAUGUAGUUUUGGAUAAGAGACUUGAUGAGUGGGUGCCAACAAAAGAGAACCUGCGUUCCUUCACAAAAGAUGCUCGUGCUUUAAUUUAUAAAGAUCUUCCGUUUGAACCUCUGGAAGUUGACGCAAAAGUAGCAUUAGAAAUAUUUCAACACAACAAGUACAAAAUAGAUUUCAUAGAAGAGAAGGCAUCUCAGAACCCUGAGAGAAUAAUCAAGCUACACAGAUUUGGUGACUUCAUUGAUGUCAGUGAGGGCCCUCUUAUUCCAAGAACGAGUAUUUGUUUCCAGUAUGAAGUGUCAGCGGUUCACAAUCUUCAAGCCACCCAGUCGAGUCUUGUACGAAGAUUCCAGGGUCUCUCUUUACCUGUUCACUUAAGAGCACAUUUUACGAUAUGGGAUAAGCUAUUGGAAAGAUCUCGGAAAAUGGUAACUGAAGAUCAAACUAAACCUACAGAGGAAAGUACAUCUCCCUAGUAACUUCCUGAAAUUUAAAUAUGUAUAGUGAAUUAAAAUAAAAGUUUUCUAUGAAA
Molecule: messenger RNA, 1125 nt
Organism: Equus quagga
Lineage: Eukaryota; Metazoa; Chordata; Mammalia; Perissodactyla; Equidae
Gene: MRPL39
Product: mitochondrial ribosomal protein L39
Exons: 10
Coding region: 62-1069 (335 amino acids)
Cellular component (GO): mitochondrion
Molecular function (GO): nucleotide binding; RNA binding
Source: RefSeq, a predicted model, not a curated record